AUGUUUCAGUGCUCUCAUUGCGACAAGUCCUAUCAGAGAAAGAGUCACCUGCUUCGGCAUGAGGCGACGCGUACGCACUGCUCUUCCCCUUCAGAGCCGGGGGCCUUUCAAAAGCAGGAGGUCGCACGACGACAUAGUAAGAUUUGUGCAAGGAAGUACAAUAGACCCUCACCGCCAGCGUCUAAGCCCGGCCGGAAGAAACGCUCCUGUGAUGAGUGUACCCAUGCCAAAACAGCCUGCGACAAGAACUCACCAUGUUCUCGCUGUAAAGCCUUGGGUCGGCAGUGUUCUUUCGGAAGUGUGACAUCUUCGCCUACAACUCUCUGCUUGACAUCUGUCCCACCUUCACCAGCAUUCUCGCACAAUUCACUCGCAAGCAGGAGGUCGUUCUUCUUUCUUUCUCACUUUACUGAUCCAGCUGUGGUGAAGGACAAGCUUGCAAUCGCAGAAACAGCAAAAAGCUCUACCAAAAGGAACCUCGAUGCCCUCCAUCUAAACCUCGAAGAUGCACUCAGCCCGUUCUACGCCAUGCAGUCUUUUAUGAGCUCUUCUGCAACUGCAGAUAUGUUCUUUCAGCCUUCUUUCCUAGCAAACCAGUAUCCCAUCCUGGAUCUCCCCUCUGAAGGCGCCUUGUCUUCGCGGCUCGCCAGGCAAUUGAACGACCUGAUGGUAGAGCUGGUGGAAACUUCAAACUCUAUGGGCCAUGAUAGUGAAGGCCUGAAUAGGCCGCUUGAUAUCUCUAGCUUAAUUCCGCUGUUUACAACUUCCAAUCUUUCAAUUUUCAUCUCGGCUUACUUCCAAUCCCUUCACUGGCAUCUGCCGAUUGUACAUUUCCCAACAUUUGACCCUGGAAAUGUGUCAAACUCCCUCCUUAUCUCAAUUUUCUUGGCCGGAGCAAUAUACGCGACUUCUCAAGAUGGAACUGUCGUGCCACCUGGGCUGCUCGACGUAGUCGAGGAGUAUAUCUUUCGACGUGUGGCAAAUUUGUCGACAGCAUCAAUCCAUACCAGCCAACUCUCUCAAUUCUUCCCAGAACUCGAAAUUGUUCAAGCAGCCCUGAUAAUCGAGAUGCUUCAGUUUGGACAGGGGGGUAUGCAAACAAGACGGCGCAUCCGGAUCAUGAGACAUCCGUGUGUUAUCUCCUUGAUACGAUCAAUAGGCAUUUUCCAAUACAAACGAAGUACAACUCCCCAAAUCUGCGAUGAGCUCACUUGGAGGAAACGCAUAGCGGAGGAGGUCCUUGUACGGGUUUCCUGUUGGGCUUUCCUCGCGGACGGAUUUCUCACGGUCUGUUUUAACAACCAUCCUGCAUUGUCUAUCUUCGAGAUGGAUUGUGACUUUCCCUGGGACUCUACACUGUUCGAGGCCGAAAGUACAUCUGCAUUCAAUGAGCUUGUAGCUUCGACUAAUGGAGCACGGCCCUCACUUCCAACUAUAAGACAGUUUAUCACCCGUCUACUCGACACGGACAUCGGUGAUUUGGUCACAUGGAGUCGGUCACUUGUAGCAGAACACCUGCUACUGUUGAUGUACGCGAUGCACUCCCUGGCGUUUCAGGCAAGGACCGGCUUACUCGGAUGGAUUUCACCAAACGCUAUCAAGCUCGCUGCAGAUAAUUGGAAGCGAAUCUGGGAUUCAAUUGGUGACAUUGUUGACAAAGAGAAGACACAGAGUCUGGGUUAUCCCAAACAUGCAGAAGAGCUUUGGUGGCUUCUAAAUGCUACGCUCGACCGUACCGCUGGCCGGGACAAGAGUCUUCGCUACCUAGACACCGCAGCUACUGACGACUUGGGCAAGCUGAACGAGUUUAUUCAUAACGUUGCGGCGGAAGAAGGAACACCUUGA
Messenger RNA from Aspergillus aculeatinus CBS 121060, 1845 nucleotides. RefSeq lists its product as uncharacterized. The record is from RefSeq and is a predicted model, not a curated record. Lineage: Eukaryota; Fungi; Ascomycota; Eurotiomycetes; Eurotiales; Aspergillaceae. The coding region runs from base 1 to 1845 and encodes 614 amino acids. Gene Ontology annotation, molecular function: RNA polymerase II cis-regulatory region sequence-specific DNA binding; zinc ion binding; DNA-binding transcription factor activity, RNA polymerase II-specific. The transcript has 5 exons. Gene Ontology annotation, cellular component: chromatin. Gene Ontology annotation, biological process: regulation of transcription by RNA polymerase II; DNA-templated transcription.